Kickxella alabastrina is the source of this 732-nucleotide messenger RNA. RefSeq names its product cytidine deaminase-like protein. Gene Ontology annotation, cellular component: cytoplasm; nucleus. Gene Ontology annotation, molecular function: tRNA-specific adenosine-34 deaminase activity. The coding region runs from base 1 to 732 and encodes 243 amino acids. The transcript is spliced from 2 exons. Lineage: Eukaryota; Fungi; Kickxellomycota; Kickxellomycetes; Kickxellales; Kickxellaceae. The record is from RefSeq and is a predicted model, not a curated record.
AUGUGCACGAUCGAACGCGUUCCAAUCGAAGAAGAGCUCCAAAAGCUCACGACCGAAGACGUCUUUACAGCCGAAAUAACCGCCAAGCAAACCUCCGAAAUCCUGCACUUUGCCGCCAAACACCUGCCAAAACUCGAAGGAAUCGAGCACAUUGCGCGGAGUCCCGUGCCGGUUAAGCCUCCGUAUACGAAGGAGCAGUUUGAUGAGUGGAAACUAAUCUGGCCUGUGUCAUUUCGCCCCCUGACGAAACUGAGGAUCGAGCUGGAGGACGAGGACCGCAGGUUUAUUGUAAAGUGCUUGGAGGAAAUCAAGGAUGAAAAAAUGGUUGUUAUGGCGAAGCACAGCGAGGUUAUAGCGAGGGCUAGGGACGGUACUGCGGGCGGACAUCCGUUGAAACACGCUGCUAUGUGUUGUAUUGCGCUGGUCGCCGAUAUGGAGGUCGAGAGGAGAAGGGCAGGCGUGCUGGUUCCGCUAAAACGCCCGGCGUCUCCGUUGCCGCAGGACGCCGAGGAGCGGGAGAAGUCGCCGCAGGCAAUGGGGUAUUUGUGCGAAGGCAUGGACGUGUUCUCGACGAAGGAACCCUGCGUCAUGUGCUGUAUGGCCCUGGUCCACUCGCGAAUCGGCCGCCUAUUCUUCCUCGAAGAGUCCAAGUCUGGCGGCAUCAGCUACUACUCGAUGCACUCGCUGAAGGCCCUGAACCACCACUUUAUAGCCUACAAAUGCUCAAUGUGA